AUGACAGCUCGCAGUAAGACAAGCCAUGGGAGAGUAUACGGAAUAAGCAGUGUGCAGCUACGAAAUUUCAACCCGACAGAGCCAAUCUAUGCAUCUCUUUCACACAGCGUGGACAUGCACAUGCGUAUCUCCGGUUUGGAGGUUCAUUCUGAAGCUCUCAAGUCAAACAUUAAUGAACUUAAACAAGAUGUGGUGGCGAUGAAGAUUGGAACCACUCCUCCUGCUGCUGCUGCCCGUACAGCUUAUCCUCCUCCCGCUGAUGUGUCUACACCUUCAGCUCAUCAUGCUAAGACCACAAACCCGACUCAAGAACAAUCCCCACUAGAUAAGUGGUGUGCUGAUUUAUUAGGAGAAUCGUGUCAAAUGAAAACCAUCCCACACCCAAUGUAA
Molecule: messenger RNA, 390 nt
Organism: Thlaspi arvense
Lineage: Eukaryota; Viridiplantae; Streptophyta; Magnoliopsida; Brassicales; Brassicaceae
Source: the annotation of a GenBank genome assembly